ACAUUGACAAAAAUAAUUAAAACAGCUCGAUUUUGAAUCAUUUGAAUGAACUUUAUUAAAAACAAAUAAUUGAGUCGGCAAACAUUAGCUACUCCACCAUUAUUUUACAGCACUAACACGAGCGGACAAGCAUUUUACACAAAAUAUUAACAUAAACAAACCAACACCAGCACUCAGGAUUCAAUUAAUAUCCUCUUUACACAGUACUUCUGCUGUCAGCCGUAGCCUUCCAUCAAAUCAAAAUACGAAAGCAGAGCACUGACCAAAUAACACAAGUCAUUACGUGCACUGUUCAUCGAAGCAAUCGAAUUAAACGCUGAGCCACUUGAGCCUAAUUUCCAAACAACGAAUCCCUGUCACCUGCAUUUUUAGUUUCGCAAAUCGCCACCGAUUCAGACUGUCAAUUCCAUUCCUAAGCAGCAAACUGCAGCGCCUACUGAGCAACAAGAUGAGGCCAACCGGCGAAGUGGUGGCCGCCCUGCGCUCCCUCAUGCAGAACCUCCCGAACAGUUUGGGCUCGAUAAACGCUUACAUCAUUCCCUCGGACGAUGCCCACCAGAGCGAGUACUUGGCCAAGCGGGACGAACGCCGCGCCUUCAUCUCCGGGUUCGACGGUAGCGCCGGAACGGCCGUCGUCACCGAUCGGGAGGCACUCUUGUGGACCGAUGGCCGCUACUACCAGCAGGCCGGUAAGCAGCUGGACGAACAGUGGACUUUGAUGAAGGACGGACAACCGACGACGCCCACCAUCGAUGCGUAUCUGGCCAAGGUCCUGGAGCCGGGCUCCAAGGUAGGAGUCGACGCAAACCUCAUCUCCACCAGAGCCUGGAAUCCCCUGCACACAUCCCUCAAGUCCGCCGGAUGCUCGCUUCUUCCAAUCGUUCCAAACCUCAUCGAUCUGGUGUGGAAGGAUCAACCGGCAGCUCCCCAACAUGCCAUCAUCCCACUCCCAGUGAACUUCACCGGUCAAAGCGUCGCCCAAAAACUGGCCGCCGUUCGCGAAAAGAUGACCGACAAGCGAACUUCCGUUCUUGUCGUGAGCGCCCUGGACGAAAUCGCUUGGUUCCUCAACCUGCGCGGAUCGGACAUCGAAUACAAUCCGGUGUUCUUCUCCUACGUACUGGUCACCCUGGACGAGUUGUACUUCUUCGUCGAUGAGAGCAAACUCUCCGGUGCUAUUCACGAACACUUCCGCUCGAAUGACGUUAAGCCGACGAUUCGCCCUUACGGAGACGUGCACCAGGUGCUCAAAUCCCUCGCCGAGUCUUCCUCCCACCGCGUGUGGAUCAGCUUGGGUUCGAGCUACGCCCUCACGGCACUGAUCCCGGAGGAAAAACGACUGCACGAGAUCACACCAAUCAACCUUAUGAAAGCGGUCAAAAAUGCGAUUGAAGCGAACGGAAUGCGCGAGUGUCACAUCCGGGACGGAGUGGCCUUGUGCCAGUACUUCUCCUGGUUGGAACGAACGCUUAAGGAGGGUAAAGCGGUGGACGAGAUCAGUGGCGCCGAUCAGUUGGAGCAGUUUCGUAGCAAACAGGACAAGUACAAGGGUUUGAGCUUCACCACGAUAAGUGCAUCGGGACCGAACGGUUCGGUGAUCCACUAUCACCCCUUACCGGAAACCAACCGACCCAUCACCGACAAAGAAAUGUAUUUGUGCGAUUCCGGGGCACAGUUUUUGGACGGUACCACGGACGUAACUCGGACCCUGCACUUCGGAACACCCUCCGCGGAGGAGGUGACGGCAUUCACCCAUGUGCUGAAGGGUCAGAUCGCACUGGGAACGGCUAUCUUUCCGCGUAAGGUCAAGGGCCAGUUCCUGGACACGAUUGCGCGCAAAGCCCUGUGGGAUGCCGGAUUGGACUACGGACAUGGCACCGGGCACGGUAUUGGGCAUUUCUUGAACGUUCACGAGGGACCCAUGGGAAUCGGUAUCCGUCUGAUGCCAGACGACCCCGGACUAGAGGAGAACAUGUUCCUGUCCAAUGAGCCCGGUUACUACAAAGUGGGAAAGUUCGGCAUUCGCAUCGAGGACAUCGUCCAGGUGGUUUCGACCAACAUCGGGGACAAUUUCGAUGGACGCGGAGCGUUGACGUUCCGUACGGUGACCAUGUGUCCCAUUCAGACGAAGCUGAUCGACGUGAAACUGCUGACGGAGAAGGAACGUCUGAGCAUUAAUCGGUACCACAAGACCGUUUGGGAGACGCUUUCGCCACUGCUGAAGUCGGCCGGAGACGCCGAAACGUUGGCUUGGUUGGAACGGGAGACGCAGCCCAUUUGAUUGCCGUCAGGUUGAUGCGGUUAUCCGGAACGGGAACAGGAUAUUUUUAUGAAUAAAUUUAUUAUCGAAAAUGAAAA
Messenger RNA from Armigeres subalbatus, 2358 nucleotides. RefSeq names its product xaa-Pro aminopeptidase ApepP (gene ApepP). Gene Ontology annotation, molecular function: metalloaminopeptidase activity. The transcript is spliced from 4 exons. Lineage: Eukaryota; Metazoa; Arthropoda; Insecta; Diptera; Culicidae. The record is from RefSeq and is a predicted model, not a curated record. Bases 449 to 2281 code for a protein of 610 amino acids.